Messenger RNA from Strongylus vulgaris, 411 nucleotides. The record is from the annotation of a GenBank genome assembly. NCBI's taxonomy places the organism in Eukaryota, Metazoa, Nematoda, Chromadorea, Rhabditida, Strongylidae.
AUGCGUUCUGAUUUUGAAAAUGCUAUGCAAAAGAUUCGGAGAUUAACAGAAGAAAAAGCUGCUGAAGACGAAGAGUUACAUCGCCUACAACAAGAAGUCUCACAGAAACAGAAUGAGCUAGUAUCACUGAGAAUAAAGGAAGCCAACAGUACAGCGCAAUACGACGAUGCGAAGAAGAAAAUAAGUUCUAGCAUCAUCGAACGGUGGUUCUGCGAACAUUGCGAUGAUUUCACUGAACACACUACCGAGAAUUGUCCACAUUAUGUAGAAGUGAAACCGGAAGUACAGGAAAUAACUUCUGCUAGUAAUUCCGACGAAUAUUGCGAAUUUUGCUCAGAAAAUGGCCAUGAUACAUUCUCUUGUCCAUUUUAUAAGCUACGAGCCAAACAAACGAAGAGUGUUAAAUCGUGA